Messenger RNA from Penaeus vannamei (Pacific white shrimp), 391 nucleotides. The record is from RefSeq and is a predicted model, not a curated record. Lineage: Eukaryota; Metazoa; Arthropoda; Malacostraca; Decapoda; Penaeidae.
AGGCUUCUAGAGAAGAAAGUCCGUGAACUGAUGGCUGAGCGUGGUGAUACCCAGGCUUACUACUACCGACCCAUCUUGACCAAGUACCACCACAUGGUACGAGAGCAGUACCAAAACCUGAAAGAUACUAGGGGGCUCUAAGUAUUGGAUUCAUCUACUCAGAACAUGUUAUUUAUUAUAAAAAAAUUGUUAGUGAUGUGGUAAACAGGGGAGAAAACACCAGUUAGUUAUGUUCCCAGCUAAAGAUGAGUUAAAGAUAACGCUUUCAUGGUUACAUCAUAGACAUUGUAACAUGGCAAAUUUGAGUGAACUAGCAUUGUUCUUAGAGAUAAUGCAUUUUUUCUCUAUAUGGAUUGUAUAAUGUAAAUAAAGAUAUUGUAUGUUUUAUUAA